This is a messenger RNA of Grus americana (Whooping crane), 4593 nucleotides long. RefSeq names its product dynein axonemal assembly factor 11-like. The transcript is spliced from 16 exons. Gene Ontology annotation, molecular function: protein binding. Bases 67 to 2202 code for a protein of 711 amino acids. NCBI's taxonomy places the organism in Eukaryota, Metazoa, Chordata, Aves, Gruiformes, Gruidae. The record is from RefSeq and is a predicted model, not a curated record.
UAAUCUUAAUCUUCGGUUUGCUCUUCAAAACGAAUGCUUCUGAUGUGAGGCUACUUUACAGGAAGCAUGACCUCAUUCUGCCUCUGUGCCGCUGAUCGCACGGGCUGUUUUCAAAAGGAAACAGGGGACUUCAUAGACCUGCCUUUCCGAAGACCCGGGGCUAAUCUCUUCCAGGAAGCUGCAGAAAGAGCACCCUCCACUUCACGUCUCAGAGGCUCUCGUCUUGAUGAUGAGAAACUUUUUUGCAUACAUGUGUUAAAAGUGAAAUGGAUUUUCCAGAUAAUCUAUAUUGCCUGUUAUCCCAAGGUGUGUGAAACAAUCCUUUUCAAGAUGUAUGGAAUAUCACAUGUUGCAUCAACACCACGAGCAAGUUCAACAGCAUUUAAUGGAGAACAUAGACGCAGCCUCUCACAACGUAUUUUUCCAAGUUAUGCUUGUGCCUUUUUGGACGAUGACCCUGCCUAUGAGUGUUGUUCCACAAAUCUUCUGACAGGCUCCCUUUCCACGUGUCGCCGCAGCCCUCGCCUGCUGUCUAAUGGCUAUUACAUUUUGACAGAAGACAGUUUUCUGUCUGAUGAAGAGGGCAACGUAACACUGACACCAUCCCAGACAAGUGUUACAUAUAAAGAGAAUUUAGUUCGUGUAUUCAGGCGAAGGAAGAAAAUCCGUCGCUCUCUUGCCAGCUUGUUCAAUCUUGGUGUCUCCAGUUCGUGGCUCAGCAGCACCGUCCUCAGCAAUAUGGAUUCCUCCCACAUAGAUGAUCCUUGGCCUGAUGAACGCAGUAAGCUACAAGCCAGUCAGAGUGAUAUUGUCACUGAAGAUCUUGUUAGAAGACGGGCAGAACAUAACAACUGUGAAAUUUUUUCACUGGAAGAAAUCUCUUUACAUCAGCAGGAAAUAGAGAAAUUAGAGCACCUUGACAAAUGGUGUCGAGAUUUAAAAAUUCUCUAUCUUCAGAAUAAUCUAAUUCCAAAAAUUGAAAAUGUGGGAAAACUAAAGAAGCUGGAAUAUUUAAAUGUAGCUUUGAACAACAUUGAAAGAAUUGAAAAUCUGGAAGGCUGUGAAGAACUGAAGAAACUUGAUCUGACAGCAAAUUUCGUUGGUGAACUCUCCAGUAUUGAAGCCCUAAAAUACAAUAUACAUCUGAAGGAACUGUUUCUAGUGGGUAACCCAUGUACUGAAUUUGAAGGUUAUAGACAAUUUGUGGUGGCAACUCUUCAUCAAUUAAAAUAUUUGGAUAGUAAAGAAAUAGAACGUUCAGAGAGGAUUCAAGCACUUCAAAACUAUCCAGAAGUGAAACAGAAAAUCAGAGAACAGGAACAAGCUUACCUUCUCAAAAGGGCCAGAGAAAAAGAAGAGGCUCAGAGAAGGAUGCAAGAAAGAAAGGACAAGAAACAAAACCAAAUUGAAUCUAAGCUUGGAUUUGACAGCCCAGACUCCCUACAGAACAAAGAAAACCAUCAGGCAGAAGGAGACAGAGAACAGGAAAUGUGGAGAACAGUUGAAGAUGAUGAAGAAGAUAGAAGAUUUUGGGAGGAGCCUACACCAUAUACUCCAGAGUCUAGAUUAGAAACUCACAGAUAUAUUGAAGAAAAAAGGAGAGCUAAGAACAAUAUAAGGGAAUCAAAAAAGAGCGAGAAGCCUCUUCACACAUUGGUCACUGCAGAAGGAAAAGUCCUGAAUGUGAAUGCGCCUAAGCUUCAUUUCUCUUUGAAAGAUGACCAAGAAAACAAUCAGAUCAUCCUGGAUCUUGCUGUUUACAGACAUUUGGACACUUCUCUGCUUGAUGUUGAUGUCCAGCCAACUUACAUACGAGUACUGGUGAAGGGAAAGCCUUUUCAGCUCGUGCUUCCUGAGGAAGUGAAGCCAGACAGCAGUUCUGCUAAAAGAUCACAAACAACUGGUCAUUUAGUUGUCAGCAUGCCAAAGGCUAAAGAAAUAAUCCUGACUAAGAAAAAAGUAUCAACUUCAAUUAAAGAUUCUGAUUUUAAUACACUGAAAAAAAAUGCAAGAAGGAGUGGACAAGUUGAGAAAUUAGAAGUGGAUCCUUGUAAAUAUUCAUUCCCUGAUGUGACAAAGAUAGUUCAAGAAAAGGAACGAAUUGGACAGGGACCUAUUAGGCUACAACCAGAGAAGAUUACAGAGACUAAGAGGAGUUAUGUUGAUUCUGAAAAUAAUGAAGAUGUUCCUCCCUUAAUUUGAAACAUUCUUAAAUAGUCCCUCUGUAUGUAGCAUGCAUGCUUGAGUUGUUUUCAUGACCCUCUGUGUAAAGUAAGUUUAAUAUAGCUGAAGUUGGAAAUAUUAGUAUAUUUCUUAUGAAAAACUUUGUUAUACCUGUGUUUUCUGUGGCAUUUUCUGUUAGUAUAUGGCUAUAUAAACUCUUUUUUUCUAGAUUGUUUACUUAGUAGAUCUUAAAUCAGAAUGGGAAUUAUAUAAAUCAGACAUUGUCAUUUCUUCAAAGAAUUUACUGUCUAGCUUGAAAGAUGACAUAUUACUGUAGAAAAGGAGGGAAGGGAGGAAGAAAGCACUUGUAACAAGAUUUAUGAUUACUCUGACUAAACUGAAGAUAUCAAAAAUCUCUAUAUAUUCCUUCAGUGUUUUCUUUUUCAUGAAGGACAAGAGUAAAAGAAAACAGUGUAUUCUGGGAGUGAGAACCAUACAUCAGUGAAUUUUCCAGCAUAAUGCAGAGCUCCUGGAUUGUGGAGCUGGUAUAACAAUGCCAGUCCUUGAAGAUUUUGGGAGAGAAUAAUGCUGAGCACUAUCUCAGAUGUGGUGCCAUUGGGAAGCUGGGAGAAAUCAGCCAGACGAUUCUUCUUCCUCUUCAUGCAGCUGCUCCAAACUGUUCCAUCUUUUUUAGGAUUCCCCAAAAAUAUCAAGGCUAAUUUUUAGCUGUUGGAUGAAAUAAGGUUAAGCAGCUAUAAUGGGAUGAGCUGCUCCUUCCCUACCUUCCAGCCCUUUUUUAGCAACCAGAGACUCCAUUAUCCUACUUUUUUCCCUCAGCUUCUGGAUUGCCCCGUGAGUGAAACAGGCAGCAUCAAAAACCCAAUGUAUACUGGGUUACAUUAGAAAAUCAUUGCAAUUUGGCAAGACCAAAUUUCUUUUGCUUUUCUUCCCCAUUCCCCAGUUUCCUGAGAAAACAGGCUCUUAUUCUUAGCACAUCUCUGCUUUUGAAUGCCAUUUCUGUUAUUUUCACCCUAUUUGAUGAAAGAGGAAGGUCAUAGAAAUACUCAGCUCCUCUAAAUUUAGUAAAACCCAUCAGUGAGUAGUAAAACGGAUUCUCUUGAUGCAGCUGUUGUUUGGAAGAGAGAACUCGGCUGUUUACCUAUUCUGGCAGUAAUCACUCAGCUAAUCAAAUGUUGGUAACUGAACUCUUUCUGCAUGUUAGCAUUCUUGCCUAGGUGGUAGUUAAAGAAAUUAGGAGUCAUGAUGGUAGGGCUCUGGGAACCUUGGGGAAAGCUGAGGAGAGUGUGGGACGUAGUUAGGAACUAUGGUUAGGCCUUGAGUUGCUAUGGAAGCAAAAGGCAGAUAUUGAGAAGACAGUGGAAUUUUGCAGAGGGAGAGUCACAACAAAUAUUUCUGAGUUGGGUGGUUACUGAGGAAUAUGUAGGGGACAUAGGACAUAAAACCAUAGGAAAUGAAGCCUCAUUAGCUCUGUUGUCUACAAAACACUUGAUGUAAGGAUAUAUAUUUGCUUGAACAUCUCUUUUGGCCUUUUAGUUGGGCAAUUAGCAUUCAAUUCUAUAGAAAAAAAAGAUACCUUUGGGUUUUUACCAGUUUUAAGGCCACUGUUAUUUUAAAAUACAAAGAGACACUCCAAGCAAAAACAAGUUGAGACCCACAUUACCUUGCUAAUGAAUUUGAAACUGAUUCAUACCAGCUUUUGCUUCUAGCCAAAUGGGAUAGAUCAAGCAAAUUCAACUCAGGAAGAAUCAAAUAUAUUAUAUAAUUAUAUAAUCAUAUUAUAUAAUGAUAUUAUAUAAUUAUAUUAUAUAUUUUGUGGUUACUUCUUGGUUUCAUCCUUAAGAUAGAAAAUUAAUAAACUGCACUUAUAACUGAACCACUAAAACUCCAUUAAAAUAUAUUGUUUCAGUAGCAAUCUAGGUUCAGAUAGUGCCCAUAAUAUCCCUCAGCACAUAGCAAGCUCUUGAUAUAUUCUUUGGAAGUGCUGUUUCCCUAAUUGUGAAAAACAUUAUGCAAAAAACUCAGCAGCUAGUUAGAAAGAAAACAUUGCUAUUGAAUUCUGGGAUUUCUUAGCCACUCUAAAAUGCUUUAUAAUUCUCCACAGAUGUUUAAUGUAAGAUAAAGAUAAAUAGUCUAUCUUAAAGCACACUGAAGAGAAGCAGAAUAUAUCCAUCAACUUAGGCUGAUGGGUUGAACUGAUGCAUUUUCUUCAGUUGCAAUUUUAAACAGAUAUAGGAUAAAAAAAAUGAAGUUUCAUACUAAUGCUGCAUAUACUGAGAGCUCAAAAGAAAAUGUAUGUAUCACAAAGGCAUAAACCAAAGCUGAAUUUGGGCAUAAUCUGAUCUAUUGUAGUAUCAUGAUGGAUUUUUCUUUUCCCAUCUUGUGCAUUCACUUGAUUUUUCCAAUUUCAGA